Messenger RNA from Plasmodium malariae, 441 nucleotides. RefSeq names its product cold-shock protein, putative. Lineage: Eukaryota; Apicomplexa; Aconoidasida; Haemosporida; Plasmodiidae. Gene Ontology annotation, biological process: regulation of mRNA stability. Bases 1 to 441 code for a protein of 146 amino acids. The transcript is spliced from 3 exons. The record is from RefSeq and is a predicted model, not a curated record. Gene Ontology annotation, molecular function: mRNA 3'-UTR binding. Gene Ontology annotation, cellular component: cytoplasm.
AUGUUUAAUAAAAAACUUCCAAAAAAACUGAAUUCCAAUUUUUUUUCUUUUUCGAAAACACGACUUUUUUCUGAAUUAGUACAUAAAGAAAAACAUGAUAAAAUCACAGGAAAUGUUAUAAAAUUUGAUAGGAGAAAAGGAUACGGUUUUAUAAAGCCGAAUGAUGGAGGACCUGACAUAUUCGUUCACUACACGGAUAUUUUCCUCAAUAGAAACUUUUACGUAUCAAGUGAUGAAAAGAAAAAGUUACUAUGGAAUUCAAAUGUGAACUUAGGAAGGAUGAAAGAUAAUUUUGAUUUUGAAAAUGAUAGUGUAAAAAAAAAGGAUGAAAUUAAAAAAGAAUUUAAAUAUUUAAUACCAGGCGAGCGAGUGAAAUUUUCCGUCAUUUACGAUGAGAAAAACCAUUCAAGUAAAGCAGUAAAUGUUGAGUACCUCGAGUGA